GCCUGAAGGCAGCCGCGGGCAGGGCUGUGCCGGUCGCCCCGCAGCGCCCGGCGAGGGGAGACGGGGGGAGAGGGGGAGACGGCGGCGCCGCCCUCUGGAGAGAGCGGCGGGGAGAGGCUGCUGCGGAGAGCCGCAUGUCAAUGAGGGCCGGGCUAAUGCAAAUCACCGCCAGCGGCAGCAGCCGAAGAAAGGCGAAGCAGCUGCAGCCCGGGCUCCCUCCCCAACAGCCCUCUGCAGCCGGGGGAGGCGUAACAAAGGCGCCCGAGCCGCUUGCCGCGGCCGCUCCCGCGAUCGUAGCCGGGUGGUCGCCGGCGGCGGGGGGGAAGGCGCCGCUCUUCAGCCGCCUCCCAGCUCGCUUCGCCGCCGCCUCCUCCUUCCCUCCGCGCCCCGCCGGCUGGUCCGAGGGAGAAGCGCUCGUCGGGCUGCGGAGAGCAGAUUGAACUUCAAGAUGUCCUUUGGGAGAGAUAUGGAGCUGGAGCAUUUUGAUGAGCGUGAUAAAGCGCAGCGGUAUGGCAGAGGGUCCCGGGUGAAUGGUUUGCCUAGCCCUACCCACAGUGCCCACUGCAGCUUUUACCGAACCCGUACUCUACAGACCCUGAGUUCUGAGAAGAAAGCCAAGAAAGUUCGCUUCUAUCGUAACGGAGACCGGUAUUUCAAAGGGAUUGUAUAUGCCAUCUCCCCUGACCGGUUUAGAUCUUUUGAAGCUCUGCUGGCUGAUCUGACCCGAACUCUGUCUGACAAUGUGAAUCUGCCCCAGGGAGUGAGAACAAUCUACACGAUUGAUGGCUCCAAGAAGAUUUCCUCCUUGGACCAGCUAGUAGAAGGGGAAAGCUAUGUAUGUGGUUCAAUAGAACCCUUCAAGAAACUGGAGUACACGAAGAAUGUAAACCCAAACUGGUCAGUGAAUGUUAAGACAACCUCUACUUCUCGCUCGGUGCCGUCUCUUGCCACUGCUAAAGGAGGUACUCCAGAUGCAAAAGAAAAUAAGGAUUUCAUUAGGCCUAAGCUAGUCACUAUCAUCAGGAGUGGAGUGAAACCACGGAAGGCAGUCCGGAUUCUCCUUAACAAGAAGACAGCGCAUUCAUUUGAACAGGUUCUUACUGAUAUAACUGAUGCCAUCAAGCUGGAUUCAGGGGUGGUCAAACGCUUGUACACACUAGAUGGAAAACAGGUGAUGUGCCUUCAGGAUUUCUUUGGCGAUGAUGACAUUUUUAUUGCAUGUGGACCGGAAAAGUUCCGUUACCAGGAUGACUUCUUGCUGGAUGAAAGUGAAUGCCGGGUGGUGAAAUCUACUUCCUAUACCAAAAUAGCUUCAAGUUCACGUAGGAGCACCACCAAGAGCCCGGGUCCAUCCCGACGCAGCAAGUCUCCUGCUUCUACCAGCUCAGUGAAUGGAACCCCUGGUAGCCAACUUUCUACUCCCCGCUCUGGGAAGUCUCCAAGCCCAUCUCCCACCAGCCCAGGAAGCCUACGGAAACAGAGGAGCUCCCAACACAGUGGCUCCUCUACCUCAUUAGCAUCCACCAAAGUUUGCAGCUCUAUGGAUGAAAAUGAUGGACCUGCAGAAGAAGUGUUGGAGGAAGGUUUCCAGGUUCCAGCAUCGAUAGCAGAGCGAUAUAAAGUUGGAAGGACUAUAGGAGAUGGAAAUUUUGCUAUUGUGAAGGAGUGUAUAGAAAGGUCAACUGGUAGAGAAUAUGCUCUGAAAAUAAUCAAAAAAAGUAAAUGUAGAGGAAAACAUCCCAAUAUUGUACUUCUGAUUGAGGAGAUGGACAUGCCAACCGAGUUGUACCUCGUCAUGGAACUUGUAAAGGGAGGAGAUCUGUUUGAUGCUAUUACUUCCACCAACAAAUACACAGAGCGGGAUGCCAGCGGGAUGCUUUACAAUCUGGCCAGUGCCAUCAAAUAUCUUCACAGCCUGAACAUUGUCCACAGAGAAUCAAGCCAGAGAUCUCCUGGUAAUGUCUUGGUUUAUGAACACCAAGAUGGAAGCAAGUCUCUGAAGUUAGGAGACUUUGGCCUAGCAACCAUUGUGGAUGGACCUCUCUACACUGUUUGUGGGACCCCAACAUACGUAGCUCCAGAAAUCAUUGCUGAAACUGGAUAUGGCUUGAAGGUGGACAUCUGGGCAGCGGGCGUGAUUACUUACAUCCUGCUCUGUGGUUUUCCUCCGUUCCGUGGAAGUGGAGAUGACCAGGAAGUGCUUUUUGAUCAGAUUUUGAUGGGACAGGUGGAUUUUCCAUCUCCAUACUGGGACAAUGUUUCUGACUCUGCAAAGGAACUUAUCACAAUGAUGCUUCAAGUAGAUGUAGAUCUGCGGUUCUCAGCCUUGCAAGUUCUUGAACAUCCAUGGGUUAAUGAUGAUGGCCUUCCAGAGAAUGAACAUCAGCUAUCAGUAGCUGGGAAGAUAAAGAAGCAUUUCAACACAGGCCCUAAACCGAACAGCACAGCAGCUGGAGUUUCUGUCAUAGCACUGGACCACGGGUUUACCAUCAAGAGAUCAGGGUCUUUGGACUACUACCAACAACCAGGAAUGUAUUGGAUAAGACCACCGCUCUUGAUAAGGAGAGGCAGGUUUUCCGACGAAGACGCAACCAGGAUGUGAGGGGACGAUACAAGGCACAGCAAGCUCCACCUGAACUCAACUCCGAAUCGGAAGACUAUUCACCAAGUUCAUCCGAGACUGUUCGCUCACCUAAUUCACCCUUUUAAUAAAACACUUUUACUCAAAAGUCUUGGCUUUAACCCUUUGAGACCCUGAAAAUCCUUCAGACCUGUAUGGGGUGAUUACAUCCGAUUUAUCCAGCACUAACUGGUGGGAUGGUGGAACACAAAAGGGUGCUUACGGAAUCUAUGUAAGACUAAUUUCCUAAUUGAUUGAAACACUUGUUCUCUGUUUAGAUUGCAACUUGCUGCUAACAUGAUCCUCAAAGGGUUAAGGCUAUUUUGCUUUUUUAUUUCAAGAUAGAAGCAGUGAAUGUUUUCAUCAGUGAAGCUAGGAACUGCAGUAUGUAAUUUUAGCACAUGUUAACCCUCUGAGUAAAUGGUCAACUUAAAUCUUGACAGCCCACAUUAGGGCUUUAUUCUGGCUUUUUUGCUUUUUUACACACAUAUCUUUUAUGGUACCCUAAAGUUCCUUGCUAGUUGCUGGCCAAAACAAUAUCUAAUACACUCUCACUUACAAGCUUUAAAAAUGAAAAUAAAGUGAAACCAACAGUAUCUUCCACUGCAGCUCAUUCUAAACCUGCAUUAUACGUCCAUAGAAAAUUGACUGUUGUUGGAAGAUACUGUGCAGAAUAAAUGGGAAAUUCAGUUCAGGGCAGCCUCAAAGUUUACAGAAGAUGACAUGAUGAUGGCCACAAAAGGUUGCUUCCAUAUCGUUUACUACUAAUGACAAUGCAGUGUCUUGGGAAAUGGCUUGAGGAUAUGUUCUGUCAUGUGAUGGUAUGUAAUGAUCUGGCUGAGAAGUUCCUGGAUCCUUUGCCUCACAUUCAAAAAUGUACAGACAUCCUCUCAACAUUACCUGAUUAUUCCAUAGAUAGCCACAGUUAUUGAUGUGGCAAGAGUUAAAGAUUAAAAUUGAGAAUUACCCUUAAAAUAGCUAGAUUAUUUCUAAAUUGGGGAAGACAAAAGUCAUUUAAUAUAUAUGUAAAGCCUAACCUGCGUUAGUGAAAGUUUUGUCUGAGAGUGGAUAAACUAAAAGACUCAGUUCUAUUUGUAAUAUCUAAUAAAACGGGCAUUUACACAGAAUAUACAUAUUUUUGUUUGUUAAAACCUCAACAUAGCAUUAUAGCAUUUUCUUUAACUAUUAUCGUAAAAUUGGCGUCCACAGAAAUACUACGCUUCGUAGACUUUUGCUUCAAAUGUGAUAGUUUGAAAGAAAAAUGGUUAUAAAUUCACUCCAAAUUCCACUGGAAUGAAAAAUGCAGCUUCCAAAAUCCUAUUCUAAAAUAAAAAAUAACAUUAAAUUUAUACUUUAUCUUAUUACUCGCAUAAAAUUGACAGUAUUUCAUGUUUUCCUCUCUAAGGUUAAAAUUUUGUCAUGGUGUUUUUAAAGAGUCAUAAAAAUGUGGUUUCCUCUUUCUUCCUACCUCUUUUCCCCUUUUUUCUCUUUCCUUGGCCCUCUCUCUUUCAUAUCUUAAAAAUAGAAAUAUCAAUAUGCUGCCCAAAAAGAUAUGCAGACUUUGCUGAUCUUGCUGGGAAGUAUAAAUAAAGUUUGGAGGAACAGGGCAAGUUGCAUAUAGUGCAGUUUCUGUUCUGAGUUGUGUUUGCACAUGGAGCUAUUACUACAAGCAGUUGUGGCACUGAACGCGUACCUGCAGCUUGUUGGAUCUGGUGUAAUGCUCUUUUUCAUUUCUAGUUGGAAGUAUCAAGUGAAUCGUACUUUAAAAAACACUGAAAUUGUUUUGUUUCUCCAUCCUUUAAAAUGCAUCUUUCAUUGCCUACAUCAUGAAAAUUUGUAUAUUAAAAGCUUUGAAGAUUUUGGAUACAAGAAUUUCAUCUUGUGAAUCUUCACACAAGUGAUACAAGUAUUUCAUACAGAAUGCAAUUAACUUCACCCAAUGUUAAACUAGAAGUGAGACAUUUAGUGUUAAUUAGAUCUCCAGCCUUCCUUGGCAUACAGGGAGAUGAACAUUUCCAGGUUUGAUUCAUCCCACCUGUCAUGGGCACACAUUUUAGGAAGUACUCAUGCUUUGGUUCACCUAUUGCUCCCACUCCUUUGAGUAUAGAAGGAAGCACUGGUAGAAGUUUACAUCAGACACCAAACUUCAGGUUAUUGAGUUUAGUAAGACAAAUCUCACCCUAAGUCAUUAGGAGACUGAUCUCUGAAUACACACCCACGGUCAGAAGCCCAGUGCCAGCACAUGGGCUCAGUUAUUCUAGUUGGAACCCGAAUAACAACAUUUUAACCUAAGUGAAGCAAAUAGGUGUCUUGUUGGAGAACUCCACAGGUGCCAAGAGGUGAAGGGAUAAAGGAACUGCCAUACCUAAGUUUUCAAACUUUUGGGUUUGGGAAAGAGCUGCAUUUAUGGCAUAUCCUUGAUCAUGCCCAUCCAACCCUAGAGUCCCUUCAGAGAGAAGUCCCUUGGUCGAUAGGGCACAGCCACUGCGAUUGUGAUGUUAAUGGCUGUAGUUCGAUAACACUUGGAUAGGACAGGGAUCAUUUUAUCAUGGGACCAAACUCUCUGCUAAGGUAAAUUCUCCCUUGCCACUUACUUACAUCACUUUUUAGUAGGUUAGGAUCUGGCACGUGUUUUUUCCAGCAUGGUCCUUCCCACAUUAUAUUACAGCUAUCCCUUUAGAAUAGAUGCAGCUCAACCAUGUAAAUGCUAGACAUACAUUUGGUAACAAAAAGCUGUCCAUUAAUACCACAUGCUCCCUGACUGCUGGGAAAAUUUGGCAGGCUUAAAGCAAAGGCCAAUGGUCAUUCUUCUUAAUUAGAGAGGGAGAUCAGGAGAAAAAAAUAAUAUAAAAAUACAUUUCACCUUACACAUGAGAAAUAUUAUUCAAAAACCCGUCUGGGAUUUUUGUAUCGCCUUUGCUUUGCUUUGGCAUACAGGGUUAUCAUUAAAAUAAGAUGUUUGGCUCCUUCAUCUUACACCAUCUUGCACUACUUAAAAUGUAUGUAGAAAUAAUCCUAGAUCCUGAAAUCCCUACUCAUCCCCAGUGUCUUAUGCGUUUCUGAUCUUUGGUUCAUGUUUUAUGAAUAUAACUAUAGAAAUAUUUAUUUUAAGUUGUCUUUAGGUCUGUGAGAGAUUGAGUUUCAAAUUGCCGAUAGCCUCUUUUUAGGCUUCAAGGAAUAGUGUCUGAGUAUUUAAAUUGUUUUAAAAGAGGUUUCCAUGCUGGUUUUAAAUAUAUUCGUAUAUAGUUUAAAUGUAACCAUAUAUAUCUAUAUAUACAUAUGGUUUUGUGGAUAUAGUAACGGUUCAGGCUUGUUUGCUAGCAUCUGUCCCUUUUCUUGUGUAACCUCUGAAUUUCUGGGGGUAAGUGAAGGCAGAAUACAUGGCCUAAAAAUAGUUGAAACACCAUUGGGAAAAAAGAAAAAAAAAAAAAAAGAUAAAGAAUCAGACUAUUUCUAAUGUGAUAAACUGAGAGA
Messenger RNA from Cygnus olor (mute swan), 6094 nucleotides. It is a transcript of the gene DCLK1, whose product is annotated as doublecortin like kinase 1. Lineage: Eukaryota; Metazoa; Chordata; Aves; Anseriformes; Anatidae. Gene Ontology annotation, molecular function: protein kinase activity; ATP binding. The record is from RefSeq and is a predicted model, not a curated record. Gene Ontology annotation, biological process: intracellular signal transduction; protein phosphorylation.